UGGGGAAUCCUCGGUGUUGUAUGUAUAUUUUGCUUCACCUUUUUCAUUUUUUGUUUUAGCUGCUUGACUAUGGUAUUCAUUCCACUUGGGCUGUCCUUAUGAACUGGUGAACGUUUCAAGUUCGCCAAUCGUUUGUUGGGCUGCCAUUGGGCGUGGCAAACCGCAUGGAUGAUAGAACACCACACCAGUCUCUUCCCAGCUCAACCGAGCAUCCACCGAGACUUUGGUGAGUUGUGACUGUGAGCAGGACACGACACGGCAACACAGUAUCAUUCACCAAUGACAUUCACCAUGGACAUCCGUUCCGAACCGCAGCAGCGCGAUGCGCUCUCAGAGGGUCGGCGUAUAUACCUGGGCAAUCUGCUCUACACGGUCAAGCCCAACGACGUUGAAGAUCUGCUGAGGCGGACCGGGUUUGGCGAGUCGUUUGAGAAGCUGCAUAUUUCCGUCGACCCCGUGAGCGGCAGGAAUCCGGGCUACUGCUUCGUCGAGUUCAAGACGCGGGAGGAGGCCGAACGGGCGCUGGGCUCGCUGCCCAACACGCCUCUCUUCAACCGCCCCGUCAAGGUCGGGCCGUGCCAUCCCAAGACGCCUGCCCAGUCCCGCUGGCGCGGGAGUCGUGGCGCCGAGUAUAAACCUAUGUUCCAGCGGUGGGGGGACUGGAAAGGGGGCGAUGAGAACGCGGACCCAAAUGCGCCGCCGCGAGCAGAGGAACAGGGCCCGCGCGUGGCACUGCAGCAUCUGGAUAUGAGGAAGCGUCGCGGCAGCAGAGACAAGACCCAGCUCUUCAUCGGAGGUCUCGAUAUGAUGAUCAAUCAAGAGCAUCACGACACAGAGAUGCAAAAGCUCCUGGAGGGCUUCGAGUACGUCGCCAUUGGGAAGCGGAUCACCCCACGAGCGGAAACCCGGUCCAUGACAGGCCAUCACCAUUACUGUUUCGUCGAUUUCCGUACUAUUGAAGAGGCUGAGCGAGCGGCCAAUGUAUUGCACGGAACGCCGUUCAAAGGGGGCAACCUGCGUGUCAGUUUCACGAGAAGUAAGUGGACUGACGAGGGAUGGAAGAGAGUAGAACCAGUAGAUAGAGGGUUUAGCCAGGACUGGAAGAGAGCAGAGAGAGCAACUGACGGCUCUCGCGAGUCCAGUCAGCCUGCAACGGACAGGCAGCAACAGGACGGUCAGGAAGGACGGGACCGGAAGGAGCGAAGCGAUCGGCAGAGGGCGAUUAUGACGGCCACCAGUUGGCGACGGGGAGCGAGCGCCAGCUGAGAACUAGAGAGUAUGAUAACAUAUUGAAGCCUGGUUGAAGGCUCAUAUAUGUGGCCCUACUACCAGGAUUUUUCUUUCUUGCAAGUUCGUCCCAAACGGAAGGCUGAGCUAUUUCACCCUCAGCGAUAUCCUUGUGCCGCCUUCAGGGGCGAUUUAGCCUAUGAUUUCGGGCCACCUCCAAAAAAUUACAGCUGGGCCGCAGAACCACGCUUGAGUGCCAUGUGAGACUUGGUUUCAAUAUCAAACAACA
Molecule: messenger RNA, 1516 nt
Organism: Chaetomium strumarium
Lineage: Eukaryota; Fungi; Ascomycota; Sordariomycetes; Sordariales; Chaetomiaceae
Exons: 3
Coding region: 280-1266 (328 amino acids)
Cellular component (GO): ribonucleoprotein complex; nucleus; cytoplasm
Molecular function (GO): mRNA binding
Source: RefSeq, a predicted model, not a curated record